Molecule: messenger RNA, 1077 nt
Organism: Penicillium olsonii
Lineage: Eukaryota; Fungi; Ascomycota; Eurotiomycetes; Eurotiales; Aspergillaceae
Source: the annotation of a GenBank genome assembly
AUGGCAUCUCGAAUCUUCAACGUUGGCGUUAUCGGCUACGGCCUUAGUGCCAAGAUCUAUCAAAUUCCAUUCAUCAAAGCUGCAAAGAACCUCAAUUUGUAUGCCGUUGUUCAGAGAACACCAAAGUUAAAUGACGACGCAGAGAAAGACUGGCCAGGCAUCAAGGGAUACCGAAGCACAGAGCUCAUGGUCUCGGACCCUGCGGUCGACGUCGUAGUUGUGACUACGGCGCCGGACUCUCAUCUCGAAUUGGCAAAAUUGGCUCUAAAUGCGGGAAAUCACGUUGUUGUCGAAAAACCGUUCACGCCGACAUACGAAGAAGCCCGAGAGCUCGUUGAACUUGCAAAAAAGCAAAAUCGCCUUCUCACGGUAUACCAGAGCCGCCGUUGGGACGCCGAUUUUCUAACCCUAUCCCAAGUCCUCGACAACAAAUCUCUAGGAAGAAUCGUGGAAUAUGAGACCCGCUUCGAGCGCCACGUACCAGGGGUUCCAGGCUCAGCAUGGAGAACUAAGGAGAUGCCAGGUGGAGGCGCGAUAUAUGAUUUGGGUGCUCAUCUCAUUGACCAAACCGUCCAGCUAUUCGGUCUGCCGAAGCGCAUCACUGCAUUUUUGGCUAAUCAGCGAGAAGGAGCGAGCGGGAGUGACGAUUCAUUCACUGUGUUGAUGCACUAUGAUGGAUUCCUUGCUACGGCUAAAGCUGCUGUAGUCAGUCCACAGGAGAAGCAGUUGCGAUUCUGGGUCAAGGGCACGAAGGGGACUUAUAUGAAGCACCACUUUGAUGUGCAAGAGGAGCAGCUUAAGGCUGGCAUGAGGCCUGGAGAUGAUGGAUAUGGGGUAGAGCCUUCGGAGCGGUUUGGUACUCUGACAUCUGUUCAACCCGAUGGUACACUCAAGAGUGAAGCUGUACCCACUGUCGACGCACCGCUAUAUACCGACUUUUAUAACAAGCUUGCAAGCGCGUUGUCCGGUGAGGGCGAUAUACCCGUGGACCCAGCGGAAUCUGCUGUCGUUAUUCGACUUAUAGAGCUUGCUAUCCAGAGCUCACAGACCGGGAAAACGUUGGAUAUUGACGUUUGA